This is a messenger RNA of Spinacia oleracea (spinach), 887 nucleotides long. Its product is annotated as calcineurin B-like protein 1. Gene Ontology annotation, biological process: calcium-mediated signaling. NCBI's taxonomy places the organism in Eukaryota, Viridiplantae, Streptophyta, Magnoliopsida, Caryophyllales, Amaranthaceae. The coding region runs from base 152 to 472 and encodes 106 amino acids. The transcript has 8 exons. Gene Ontology annotation, molecular function: calcium ion binding; kinase binding. The record is from RefSeq and is a predicted model, not a curated record.
GUCGUAUGCUUAUCUCCACCGGCAUCCACUACCCUCGCGCCACUCCCCAGCCUCCAGACAAGCAGCAGGAGUUGAUUCGUACUCUCUACUUAGGCCUAAAAAUGUCAGCAAUUUCGUGAAUGUUGAUUCCAUUUUUGGUCCGGUGAGACAAAUGUUGAUUGCGAUUCUAAGUGAAUCUGAACUGAAGUUGUCAGAUGAAAUGAUUGAAGGGAUACUUUGUAAGGCAUUCAAAGAAGCCGAUGUAGAUCUAGAAGGAAAGAUUUGUAGAUCUGAAUGGCAUCAAUUUACAUCCAAAAAUACCCAAUUGUUGAAAAGAAUGACUCUCCAAUAUCUCAAGCUUCUCGACCUUUCUCCUCUGCUCUCAGCUUCGAGAGGAGAAGUUGAGAAUGAAUGCAUGUCAGCUGCACUAGGGAGUCGAGCAGUGAGGGAGCCAAGAGUUGUAGUCAAACAACAAGUGAUAUUGAUUUCUUAGAUGAUGGAUAUAGAUGGAGAAAAUAUGGCCAGAACGUGGUUAAGGGAAAUCCUGAUCCAAGGUUUUUUACAGGCUGCUUUCUGGUGAAGUUUUGCUUCUCCUACAUUGUUGUCCUGCUGCACUGUGGCUUUGCUUCUGCUGCAAUGUUGUUUUGGUUCAUCUGUGUGCUCCUGUUGUGUCUUUGGCCUGCUGCUGCUGCUGCUGGGGUUCUACUGCUUUGUGGCCUUGCUGUUUUUUUUGGCCUGCCGGUGCUGCUUUGUUUUUCUUAGCCAUUUUGUUGUUGUUUUGCUGGUUGUGUAUGUCAGUUAGGGAUGCGGGGUGUGCUCCCCUAACUGAGGUCUUUGCUUCUUUGUUUUGGAUUUUAAGUUUUUACUUCCUUUUGCUCAUUAGUUGCAAUAAAAUGAUUUAAAGUUCA